CAUGGGGGCUUGUCCACCCAAGGCAAAAGGGCCCUGGCUCCAACCCCAGAGAUUUCUGCUCUCCUGGCUGUUCAGAGAACAAGACUGGGACCAGCACCUGAACCAGGCUUACGUGCUGCAACAGAAGAGGAUUCGAGAGUCUCCGCUGCUUCAGGCAGCCAAGGAAAACGACCUGUUUGUCCUUAGACAACUUAUGCUGGACCCAACCUGUGACUUUCGACAAAGAGGAGCGCUGGGGGAGACGGCGCUGCACAUCGCCGCCCUCUACGACAACCUGGAGGCCGCCAUGGUGCUGAUGGAGGCUGCCCCAGAUCUGGUUCAUGAGCCCACCUUGUAUGAGCCUCUUGUAGGUCAGACCGCACUGCACAUCGCUGUCGUGAACCAGAACGUGAACCUGGUGCGAGCCCUGCUGGCGCACGGGGCCAGCGUCUCUGCCAGAGCCACGGGUGCCGCCUUCCGCCUCAGUCCCCGGAACCUCAUCUACUUCGGGGAGCACCCUUUGUCCUUUGCCGCCUGUGUGGGCAGCGAGGAGAUCGUGCGGCUGCUCAUUGAGCACGGAGCCGACAUCCGGGCUCAGGACUCCCUGGGAAACACAGUGUUGCACAUCCUCAUCCUCCAGCCCAACAAAACCUUUGCCUGCCAGAUGUACAACCUGCUGCUGUCCUACGAUGGCCGUGGAGACCACCUGCAGCCCCUGGAGGCUGUGCCCAACCACCAGGGGCUUACCGCCUUCAAGCUGGCCGGAGUGGAGGGCAACACCGUGAUGUUCCAACACCUGAUGCAGAAGCGGAAGCACAUCCAGUGGACAUGCGGGCCGCUGACCUCCACCCUCUAUGACCUCACGGAGAUCGACUCCUGGGGAGAGGAGCUGUCCUUUCUGGAGCUUGUGGUCUCCUCCAGUAAACGGGAGGCUCGCCAGAUCCUGGAACAGACCCCAGUGAAGGAGCUGGUGAGCCUUAAGUGGAACAAAUACGGGCGGCCAUACUUCUGCGUGCUGGGGGCCUUGUACCUACUCUACAUGGUGUGCUUUACCACAUGCUGCGUCUACCGCCCCCUUAAGUUCCGUGGCAGUAACCGCACUAAUUCUCGAGAUAACACCGUCCUCCAACAGAAACUACUACAGGAGGCCUACGUGACGCAUGAGGAUAUAAUCCGGCUGGUGGGGGAGCUGGUGAGCGUCCUUGGGGCUGUGAUCAUCCUGCUCCUAGAGAUCCCAGACAUCUUCAGGGUCGGUGCCUCUCGCUAUUUUGGACAGACGAUUCUCGGGGGGCCUUUCCAUGUCAUCAUCAUCACCUAUGCCUUCAUGGUGCUGGUGACCAUGGUGAUGCGGCUCACCAACACCGACGGAGAGGUGGUGCCCAUGUCCCUGGCCCUGGUGCUGGGCUGGUGCAAUGUCAUGUACUUUGCCCGAGGAUUCCAGAUGCUGGGCCCCUUUACCAUCAUGAUCCAGAAGAUGAUUUUUGGAGACCUGAUGCGUUUCUGCUGGCUGAUGGCUGUGGUCAUCCUGGGCUUUGCCUCGGCGUUCUAUAUCAUUUUCCAGACAGAGGACCCAACCAAUCUGGGGGAAUUCUAUGACUAUCCCAUGGCAUUGUUCAGCACCUUCGAGCUUUUCCUCACCAUCAUUGACGCACCCGCCAACUACGAAGUGAACUUGCCCUUCAUGUUUGGCAUCGUCAACUUUGCUUUUGCCAUCAUCGCCGCGCUGCUCAUGCUCAACCUGUUCAUCGCCAUGAUGGGUGACACACACUGGAGGGUGGCCCAGGAGCGGGACGAGCUCUGGAGAGCCCAGGUCGUGGCCACCACGGUGAUGCUGGAGAGGAAGAUGCCGCGCUUCCUGUGGCCGCGCUCUGGGAUCUGUGGGUUCCACUACGGGCUGGGGGACCGCUGGUUCCUGCGGGUGGAGAGCCACCACUCCCAGAGCGCCCUGCGCGUGCUGCGCUACGUGGAGGCCUUCAAGUGCCCGGACAAGGAGGAUGGGCAGGAGCAGUUUUCCGAGAAACAGCCCUCCGUAGCUGAGAGUGGGACCCUGGCCAGAGCCUCCCUGGCCCUGCCGACACCCUCCCUGUCCCGGACCACGUCCCGCAGCAGCAGUCACCGCGGCUGGGAGAUCCUUCGUCGAAACACCCUGGGACACUUGAAUCUCGGCCUGGACCUCGGUGAGGGGGACGGAGAGGAGGUCUACCGUCUGUGAUUGGCAUCCCCGUCACUCUUGGCCUGACUCC
This is a messenger RNA of Propithecus coquereli (Coquerel's sifaka), 2222 nucleotides long. It is a transcript of the gene TRPV5, whose product is annotated as transient receptor potential cation channel, subfamily V, member 5. Gene Ontology annotation, biological process: calcium ion import across plasma membrane. Gene Ontology annotation, cellular component: membrane. The record is from RefSeq and is a predicted model, not a curated record. Gene Ontology annotation, molecular function: calcium channel activity; protein binding. Bases 2 to 2191 code for a protein of 729 amino acids. The transcript has 15 exons. NCBI's taxonomy places the organism in Eukaryota, Metazoa, Chordata, Mammalia, Primates, Indriidae.